Messenger RNA from Colletotrichum higginsianum IMI 349063, 534 nucleotides. RefSeq lists its product as uncharacterized. Bases 1 to 534 code for a protein of 177 amino acids. Lineage: Eukaryota; Fungi; Ascomycota; Sordariomycetes; Glomerellales; Glomerellaceae. The record is from RefSeq and is a predicted model, not a curated record. The transcript has 2 exons.
AUGAGACUCCCGACAGCCCUCCUCCCCCUCGCAGCCGCCCUCGUCGCCGCGGUCGACAUGGCGCCCUACGUCCCCGCCGCGGGCGUCGACGCCGCCUUCGCCGACUUCGUCGAGGCGUACUACCUCGCCUCGGAGGACCAGUUCGCCACCACGUCCUUCACCGACUUCUGGCCCGCCGACAACACCGGCGUGCUCGUCAUCGCGGGCCGCGCCUUCCCCGGGGCCGCGUCGAUCCUGGGCGUCAAGCAGUCGCUGCUCCCGCCGAGCGGCGACAAGUCGUGGUGGCACCUCAUCCGCGGCGCCGCCGUGGAAGCCGAGACGGCGGCCGACAAGACGUUCGUCGCGGAGAUCGUCAUCCAGACGACAUAUGUCGGCGGCAACUGCUCGCAGGCGUAUGGUGAUGCGAGGUUCACUGUUCUCAAGGACGAGGUGGGCUCGGCGAGGUUGAAGCCGCAAUCGGGCAGCUUGAGCGUGUACAACCUCACAGUCUCGACGACGGAUUCGCCGACAGACAUCCCAUGUAGCCUAUCUUGA